CAUUUGACAUAAUUUUUUCCAUCACUCCGAACGAAAACAUUGUAGGCAAAACGCAAAAGUUUCUUUUCCUUUCGGGUUUGCAUUCGAAAGUUUUGUUUUUCUUGUAUUUUAUUGUUGGCAUUGGACGAAAAAAGGAAAUUAAUUGAAAAUGCCGGAGGAAGCGCCAGCCCGUAACGUUAUCGAGCGAAUGGUAAAUCGUGCAUGCAAUGUAUUGGAGGGUCCUGUUGUUUGGUUCAGAGAAACGGUUGUUACACCAAACCAAAAACAAUAUCCAUGGUAUCAUCAGAAAUUCCGUCGUGUACCAACGAUUGAUCAAUGCUACAUGGACGAUCCAUGCUGUUAUCAUGAAGCCAAUAUGCAAUUCAGACGCGAUAAAUUAGUCGACAAUGAAAUUUUGAGCAUUUUACGUCAACGCUUCGAAGAUUGUGUUGCCUAUGAAACACCAGAUCAUGUCGAAAAAUGCACACCACUCUGGGAAUACUAUCAAAGAGCCGAAGCCAAUUGGUUUUCCAAAUACGGUGAUUUAGGAUUUUACGGAACAGCUGUAGCUGCCUUUAUGAAACAAAAGCAUAGACUUAUCUGGGAACGUCGGCACGGUAAGAUUGGUAGCGGCCGAAAAGACCUUGCAGUUGAAUCAGCUGACUCAGACAACUGAAAAUCUGGUCGAAUUUCCCAUUUUGCUCACCGCCAGCAAAUGGUGUUACCGAUGAAAUACAAGAAUACUAGUAGAUCCAAUAUUUUGGUAAAAUUAAGCAAAUCUGAUAAAUAAAAUGAUGAAAAAAAAUGGAAAU
This is a messenger RNA of Sitodiplosis mosellana (orange wheat blossom midge), 791 nucleotides long. It is a transcript of the gene ND-PDSW, whose product is annotated as NADH dehydrogenase [ubiquinone] 1 beta subcomplex subunit 10. NCBI's taxonomy places the organism in Eukaryota, Metazoa, Arthropoda, Insecta, Diptera, Cecidomyiidae. The transcript has 3 exons. The record is from RefSeq and is a predicted model, not a curated record. The coding region runs from base 149 to 655 and encodes 168 amino acids.